CUAAAUUUACUUUCUGAAUAUUUGACACUGACAAAUAAUAAGUCGUCUGCUAUUUACCUAAGGAUAUUUAAAAUAUUAUCAGUAGGAAUAAAUAUGUGUAACGUGUAGGGUAGUAAAUAAAGCAUGGCGCGCAAAGGACAGGUAGCUAUCCAGGACUCCGUCGAAACGGACGAGGAGUUUGAGCACUAUCUCAAUGCGAAUUUCCAGAAGUUGAUUUGUAUGGAAGUGUAUUCGGAUUUUUGCGGCCCCUGUCUAGCUACAGCGUUCGCCGUCCGUAAGGGCAAGAUGGAGAUAGGGCAGGACCGGAUCGCUAUGGUCAAGGCCAUGUCGGACCAUAUUGACGCUCUAUCCCGGUUCAGACAAAAGAGCGAACCAGUUUUUCUCUUUAUAUCGAAAGGCAAGCUAACUCGCGCUCUGUUCGGCGCGAAUGGGAUCGAGCUAUGUCGCUUAAUAGAGGAAGAAUUGUCAUUAACGCAGAAGGAGAUAGACACAGGCCACGAUCGGCCUAAGCAGGAGAUCACAGAACAUUUACCUGAGGAAACAGCGCGGCUCGACGAAGAGUUGAAGCUGGAGGCUCAGAAUAAGGCAGAGGAAGAGCGCAUCCGUAUCGCCACGCUGGCGGCCCGCAAGAAGCGCGUCUCGGAACGGCUCGCGGGCUUCGUGGCCAGUCUCAACUUUAUAUUGUUCUUCCCGCACUGCCACCAGGCUUACUACGACCUGUAUGAGAACUGGGACAAGCUCAAUAUCCAAGUAGCAGCCAAGGAGGAGAUCCAGAUAACCGAGGAUAUGAUCCCCGAAGUGCUCUACAUGAGCGACGUUCAACCCAACGAGGCGUGUGUCCACGCGCUGUGCCACGGACCAGCUCUGGUCGUGCUGUUCAAGUUCUUUGACAACGACUUUAGGAACUUCGUGAACGUGCUCCGCCACUUCCUCUACGAGAUGAUCCCUGAGCCGAAAGAAGAUGUGCCCCCAGAGAAGCAGAUCCCGCCCAUCCCGGCAUACGAGCGGUACGCCACCAUCAGCAAGACGCCGAGAGAAGUGCGACGAGAUCGGUACAAUGCCAUGCUGCAGAAACUGAAAGAAGAAGAAGAGGAACGACUACGUCUGGAGGCGGAGCAGGCUCGUCUGGCGCGAGAGGCUGAGGAGGAACGCCUAGCGGCCGAGAAACAACGCCAGGAGGAGGAGAAGAUGGCGCGCAUUGCUGCUGGGCUUCCCGCUUCUCCGGAGCCUGAACCAGUGACGGAAGAGGAACAAUUGCCAGAGGGGGAAGGAGGGGAGAAAGCCGAAGGGGACGACUUGCCCGAAGGAGAAAAAGCAGAGCAGACUGAGGACCCGGAUGCUGUUGCGGCAGAAGAAGCCGCUCCCGAAGAGGUGGUAGAAGAAUUCCACUCCGACGUGGAGGUUGAGGGGGAGGACUACAUUCCUCCAGGCGGUCUGUUCGUGCCUGGCUUGUACUCUCCCCCUAAUAAUCUCGCCAAAGCCAACGGACUGAAGCUAUUCUUCCCUAAGGUGAUCGCGGCGAUGACGAAGAUCGAGACGGAGCACCUGCCGCCGCACACCCUGGUCCUGUUCCCGAUCGACAAGCGAGAGGGCGUCAAGGAGAUCGUCGACCAAUACAAGGAUGAGAUACUUAAUUUGGGGAUCUUCCACGGCGACGAAUUCAACAACCUGGAACACGUCGCGUACACCAUCAAGCAGUACGAUAAAUUGGAGCGCGGCUAUCCAUACAAAACCAAAGAUCGCGUAGCGGUGAUGGUGUCCCGUAAGCGGAGUUUACCGUUGCUGCAGCUGGCUGGGCUUAACCCGACCUACAUCAGCAUCGACCCUCCUACAGCCAUCCGAGACUGCCUUACCCUCUUCCCUGUGGGGUAUGGAGAUGACUAUGAGGAGGAGGAGAGCAUAAUUGAAGAGGAGAUUGUGGUUAGUUACUUAACUUGGUAGUCGGGUUCAACCCGACAUACAUCAGUAUCGACCCUACUACAGCUGUGCGGGACUGCCUUACCCUCUUCCCUGUGGGGUAUGGAGAUGACUAUGAGGAGGAGGAGAGCAUUGUUCAAGAGGAGAUUGUGGUUAGUUAUUUAACUUGGUAGUCGGGUUCAACCCGACAUACAUCAGUAUCGACCCUACUACAGCUGUGCGGGACUGCCUUAUGUACUCUCUUCCCUGUGGGCUAUGGAGAUGACUAUGAGGAGGAGGGUAGCAUAGUUGAAGAGAGUGGUUUAGUUACUUAUCUUGGUAGGCGGGUUUGACCAGAUCUACUACAUGAGAAUAAAUUCUCCUGCAGCCGUGCGCGAUUGUCUUACGCUCAUCCCUGUGGGCUAUGGAGAUGACUAUGAGGAGGAGAGCACAGUUGAAGAGGAAAUUGUGGUUAGCUACUUAACUUGGUAGUCAGGUUCAACCCGAGGUACUUAGCAUCGUCCCUCCUAAGCAAGAUUCAAUACCUAUGGGCUAAAAAAAUACCGAUUAUAAAUAGUUUUCACUGUAAUGUUUUGUUAUUUUCAGGAAGUACCUCCCGAGCCGGAACCAGUUGUUACUGAGGUAAACACUAACUAAAAACAAUUUCAACUAUAAGCACUCACUUUAGGCUUUAUUUAAUGGGCUUUCAAAGCAAAGUUUCUACCUUUGAACCUCGACUUGUGACUUUCCCUGUCUCCGAUUUCGCAAUUGCUUAUGGGAAGGACAUACAAGACUACGUGGAUAGUCCUUACUUAAAGAAAAAAAAAAUAUUUUCAGAAACACUAUGUACCUACUGCAGUCAGCCAAUUAGAAUCAUAAGCCACUGUAGAACUUUUUCAUAGUAGCCUUGCCGAUAUAGUGGGACCAGUGCAUACUACUAUGUAUAAACACACGUUUUUCGCAAAUGUAUGUACUUAGGUUUCCUUUCGGAGCUUUUUCUUUUUUUUAGAUGCCGAAACUAAUGAAGCGCUGGUGGCCUAGCGGUAAGAGCGUGCGACUUUCGAUCCGGAGGUCGCGGGUUCGAACCCCG
Leguminivora glycinivorella is the source of this 2986-nucleotide messenger RNA. RefSeq names its product eukaryotic translation initiation factor 3 subunit A-like. The transcript is spliced from 13 exons. The record is from RefSeq and is a predicted model, not a curated record. NCBI's taxonomy places the organism in Eukaryota, Metazoa, Arthropoda, Insecta, Lepidoptera, Tortricidae. The coding region runs from base 124 to 1941 and encodes 605 amino acids.